AUGGGAAAAUGAUGAAAAUGCCUAUGCCAAGUGUCGACAGUGUGAAAGUGGCAGUGCGAGUGCGGCCUUUUAGUGAGAGAGAGAAGAAUUCUGGGAGCAAAUGUGUUAUUUCCAUGCAUUCCAGGACCACCACCACUAUACAAGACCCUAAGAAUCCAGAACAUAUGAAGACAUUUACAUUUGACCUGGCCUAUUGGUCUCACAAUGGAUUUCAAAAGGAUAAAGAUGGUGUGUUUAUUUCAGCUGAUCCUAGCAGUAAAUUUGCAGGCCAGAGAGAUGUUUUCCAUGAUCUUGGCCGGGGAAUUCUGGACAGUGCUUGGCAAGGCUAUAAUGCCACCCCCCUGGCCUAUGGCCAGACUGGCUCUGGAAAAAGCUAUUCCAUGAUUGGGUUUGGUGCCAACAAGUGUAUCAUCCCAAAUGUGUGUGAAGAGCUCUUUCAAGCAAUUGAGAACCGAGAGAGAAACCAAGAAUACCAGGUUACAUUCAGUAUGCUGGAAAUUUACAAUGAACAGGUAAGAGAUUUGCUGUCUGGAACCAAGAAACCUGGAGGGCUAAAGGGAAGGGAAGACCAACAGCUGGGCUAUGUGGAUGGUCUGAAGUCAGUGUCUUGCGAGAACUACGCACAAAUUGAAAGGCUGAUGGAACAAGGAACAAAAAUAAGGACCACAGCUCCCACCAACAUGAACGCCAGCAGCAGCCGGUCUCAUGUGGUCAUCACCAUCCAGUUCGAGCAGAUUUUCCUCGACGGAGAGCUCACCAAACAAUCCAGUAUUAAUCUGGUGGAUUUAGUAGGAAGUGAAAGGCAGAAAUCUUCACGAUCCAAAGGAGACAGACUGAGGGAAGGAUCACGAGUUAACUUAAGUUCAACCAAUUUAGGAAAUGUUGUCAAUGCUCUGGCCGAUGCAGGCAUGGGGAAGAGAGUCUUGCACAUUCCUUACAGAGAUUCUGUUCUGAGCAAACUGCUGCAGUCACCUCUGGGUGGGAACAGCAGAACCACUUUGAUAGCAGCCGUAAGCCCAGCUGACAUCUGCUAUGAGGAAACUUUAUCAACAUUAAGAUACGCUGAAAGGGCUAAGAAGAUCCGGAACAAAGCCGUGGUCAACACCUCGACUCUGAUGAGAGAGUCGAGGACAGAGAACAAACUGCUGCUCAGAUGGGGAAACUCCAGCAUGGCAGGUUCAUGUGAUGCUGGUCAGGCUGCUUCAAAUGCCAUCACGCUUCAAGGUUUGGGAAUUUCAGAUAAACACACUUCCUUCACAAAUUUGGAUGGUAAAGUGACAGUCACUCCACACAGCAAAUGCAAGGUUGUCGUUAACGGGGUGCCCAUCACGACCAAGACGAAGCUACAGCAUUUGGUGUGGAUUUGGUGAAAAGCCAAGUUUAUCAAUAGGAAAUUCCUAACGGAGGAACUGUACCAGCGCUGGAUGGAAGACAGCCACGUAGCUCAGGAAGACGACCCCUUCUGGGAUCCUGUCGAGGCCGUCCACCUGGGCUCGGCUCACGUCUGGCUCCAGUCUCUUGCCCACUGCGUGGAGUGCGAGGAGCAGGUGGAGCUUGUGAGCUGCGACAGGCUGGAGGCGGCGGUGCUGCGUAUCUGCAUGAGCCCCUGCGCCCCGACAGGACAAGCAUGUGGUGGGGAGGAUGUGGUCAUUGACCCUUUGGAGCUGCUGGGCAAGAGGAUGGAUUUCGAGAUUCGCAUUGUGCGAUGCCUUGGUGUCAAGUGGCUAAAGGAAGACACAGAGCGGGGCGUUCAGAUGGGGUACCGAAUUUAUGAUCUUCCAAACACUUUAUAUACUAAGCCUGUAUGGAAAAUUGUGAAUCCCCAAAUUGAAGAUACUGUGCAAUUUGCAGCCUUAAAUGCAUCUCAGGAGUUCCUGAAUUACUUACAGACAAAUGCUCUCAUUGUUGACUUUUGGGGUCUUCAAGAAGGCUGUGCCGAACUGAGCUGCUCUCAGCCGGACCUCACGGUCACAGGUGAAGUCCACAUCAUGGUGGACACCACGAAAAUUGCCACUGUGAUGAGUACAGGCAAGGCUACAUCAAAUCCGAUAUCAGAACUUUACCUGAAGCUGCUCAAGUUAGAACAGGAGACGGAACUGCUCAGAAACAUUAACAGAACCCUUAGAGAGGAAAACGUGCUUCUCAAAGGGUCACUUGAGAAAACUGGUUCUAGUCAACAAGGUGAGAGGCCACUACAUAAGCCUUCCAAUACCCUGAAGGUAACCGGGAUAACAGCACAACUGCCAGCAGCCCGAGAGAUUAAUCAAAUGUAGACCCAGCCAGCCAGCUAUGACAGAGAAUUUGCCAAAGCUCUUAAGGUGUUCUACCAAAGCAUGAACACGGAGGGGCAGUUUCUCAGAUUGAGACACUUUUAUAAACCUCCUGAAGAUGAUCAAAUGCUUCGGCCAUUUGUACAACAACAGUCACAAAUGUUAAAAGACUUUGGGGACCUACUUGAAUCCAGCUUGUGGAAACUGAAAAAUGAUGUUGCCCUUAUAAUUAAAAAAAACAGAGACUAUCUCACAUCGAAUAAUGAGGAUACACCAACCGAAAACAUUUGA
Molecule: messenger RNA, 2561 nt
Organism: Diceros bicornis minor
Lineage: Eukaryota; Metazoa; Chordata; Mammalia; Perissodactyla; Rhinocerotidae
Product: kinesin-like protein KIF28P
Biological process (GO): cytoskeleton-dependent intracellular transport; microtubule-based movement
Cellular component (GO): kinesin complex; microtubule
Molecular function (GO): microtubule binding; ATP hydrolysis activity; microtubule motor activity
Source: RefSeq, a predicted model, not a curated record